This is a messenger RNA of Aedes albopictus (Asian tiger mosquito), 2722 nucleotides long. Its product is annotated as O-acyltransferase like protein-like. The record is from RefSeq and is a predicted model, not a curated record. Gene Ontology annotation, molecular function: acyltransferase activity, transferring groups other than amino-acyl groups. Bases 371 to 2296 code for a protein of 641 amino acids. NCBI's taxonomy places the organism in Eukaryota, Metazoa, Arthropoda, Insecta, Diptera, Culicidae. The transcript is spliced from 9 exons.
GUGACCUUUAUGUGCAAAUAUUUACCAGUCGGUUUGAUCAAAUAUGUUUUUCUUGCCUGUCCGGAUACAUUCAAGUUCAACGUCAAGGCACAUUGUCAAACUUUCAAGCUUCAAAAUUGGUUUAGAUGACCUAACGAUUGUCACGCCACCAACCAACAACGCAGUCCGUUUGGAUCCGAAAAUCGAGUCAAACCGAAGCGCCGAAGCCAUGCUUCUCGGUCGCGCGCAAGUGUUGCUCUUUUUAAAAUUUCAAUCGACUUUGUCGGUUGCUGAUUCGUGAAUCAUUUGAUAGUGAUACCGCGUGCCGAAAAGGUGUGAGCUCUCCGGGACUAGGCGCGGGUGGUUGCCGAAGAAAACAAACCAUAGCUCGAUGGACGCCAGCGUAAAAAUCGCUGCGUUUGUUUACUAUUCGGUGCUUUUUGGACAUGUUGGUUCAGUGGUUUCGUCAACCAAAGAUGGUGACAUCAAGCUGCCGAAGCUGUUUGAAUACGAUGACUUCGACGAGUGCAAAAACGGAAACCCCAGAUUUCGAUACUGUGUCGUGCAAGCUGUUAUUGAACCCGAUGACUCCCCUUUGUGGCAGAAUAUUAGUCUGAUUUCAGCCGAUAGACGAAAUUUUCCACAUGAUCAUUUAGAGAGAGGUUUAUGUCUUCAAAAUUGUUUGAACCGAAUCGCAGUUCUUCGUCAUGUAGAUAACAGUUUCAUAAAAUCGAAUUUGAUUUCGAAGCAGCAGCAAGAAUUUUAUUUGAAACAGUGCGUGAACUUGGAGCUGGAAAAUUCUUUUAACUUGCAUGCCGCCAUGACUGUACUGAAUUGCAUCAGCGAGGAUAAUUUUCAAUCAUCUUUGAGUUCUUACGAGCUACUUUUUAUUGGAAUGGUGUUAUUGAUCAUAUCGCUGGUCUCCAUUGCUACAGUGAAGGAUUUUAGGGGGAAUUUUGUGACUAAAUAUGAUGCUCUCAUUCAACCAUUCUCAAUUCCUCGCAAUGUUCGCAAACUGUUGGACUGCGCCAGAGUUGACGGUAAUCUAGCGUUUCUUGACGGAUUUCGUGUAAUACACACCAUGAUUAUCUUCGUCGUUCAUUCAUCGUUGCCAAUGAUUCGAAUGCCGCUCAAAAAUGUCUAUGAUUUGGAAGAACAAACAAACAGCCUAAUUUUCCCCAUCAUCAACUCCUUGAACACACACAUGAUCACAUUUUUCUUCGCACUCGGCGGAAUGGUGCUAUCGGUCGGAUUCCUGAAACACAUUGACGAAGCCAAAGGGUUCACGCUCCGUUACCAAUGGAAGAAACUGCUUCAUCGUUUGGCGCGACUAUUGCCCGUCUAUGCGUUCGUCAUUUUCUACCAGGCCACGGUUUUUAGGCGAACGAAACAAACUCCAGUGUCGUUCAAAUUUGAAGACUAUUGCAGCAAUCAUUGGUGGUCAAACCUAUUGAUGAUCAACAAUUUCGUGCAUUUGAAGGAACCGUGUCUACAGUACGGAUGGUAUCUGGGUGCCGAUUUCCAGCUGUUUCUAAUUGGAACGGGCAUCAUGACAUUGAUCUGGAGGUUUCCGCGUUUUAAAAAGACUCUCGUCGGAGUAAUGCUAAUAGUAGCUUUUGUGGUACCGGCAGCUGUAAUCUACUUAGAAAAACUUGAUGCAACUAUGUCGUUCGAUAUGAGACAUGCCCUCAACCAGCUUCGUGAAUACAAAGAGUUUUUAGUAUAUUACACUCCAUUCUACACCAAUGCUGGGACGUAUUUCUUUGGGAUGAUUGCAGGAAUGGUAUACCAUCACGUUUCGAAGAACAACCUGCAGUCUACUGCACAGCUCCAUACGCAGCAAGCGUUCCGCUACAUUUCCGUACUACUUAUUGCGUUGAGUGGAUUUCUAGCGGUUCUUCCGUUUAUAGAAGAACAAAAGCCAUCACUUUUUCUCUCUGUCUACGGAUCGGCGCUGAAGGCAGCGUGGGGAAUCGGGCAUGCCACUGUAUUCGUGUUGUACGCCUUCAAGACGAAUUCCAUACAGGUUGCCUUUCUGGAACAUCCCGUACUCCGAGUGCUGGCGAAGCUCAGCUACUGUAUCUACAUAGUGCAGUACUCGGUCAUCCACGUGGUUUACAGUAACCUCAGCGUACCUAUCCGGUACGAUAUGUUCAAUACGGUGUUGGUAACAUCAGCCAGCUUCCUCAUCACAUUUUGCUGCGCGGUUUGUCUUCACUUAGCUGUUGAGGUACCGGUUGCUUCUGUUUUGAAGCAAGUGAUAGACGGUAAGCUGAGGAUACAUGGCCUCGUACAAAAAGAUCAAAAGAUGUCUUAACCAUGGCAGCCGACGGUCACGUUAUCAUAAGUAAUUUUAUUCAAAAUUUGAAUAAGAAAGAGUUUAUACUAUAGUUUGCGAUAACAGAUGCUAAUUCGUUAACUAUUUUGUACACGAAUAGAUUUGUUGAUCUUGGAGCAAUGUACAGUUGGAUAGAAAUGUCAGCUCUUGUGCCUUCUUUGGUUAAAGAAGAGACCUGAAGGUAGACUUAGAUAGUUGAUUCUCAAAAUGUAUAUAUGUGUAUAUAAACAUUAUUUAGCGAUAAAACAAGAACAUGAUUUGAGAUAUAAUCACAGACAAACAGAUGUAUCACUUGGAACAAAUUGCGAUAAAAAUCAUCGUCACAAAAACAUAAUCGCUCAAUGCUAACCAAGCUGUGUUACGCAAACCACUCAGUAGGUGGCGGUAGUGAGCAAACGUCAAACA